This is a messenger RNA of Ectocarpus sp. CCAP 1310/34, 807 nucleotides long. The record is from the annotation of a GenBank genome assembly. Lineage: Eukaryota; Phaeophyceae; Ectocarpales; Ectocarpaceae.
AUGGCGUUGACAGAGACUGUCGAUGGAGGAGUAGAGCUGUCCCUGCCGCACCAAUCGCUUGGCAACACCUACAUCGAGCUCAUCUCGGAGGUGGUCAAGGACCUUCCGGGGGUGACACGCCUUAACCUCCGGGACAACCGCCUCACGGAUGUCGGCGUGCAGGAGAUCGUGGAGGCGAUAUGCGGCAUGGAUGGACACAGAGGGAUUCAGGUCCUGGACCUCUCCGAAAACAAGCUGGACACCGAAUCGGCCCAAUCUCUGUGUGCCUUCCUCAAGAGCCCUACGUGCUGCCUCAGAGAGAUCCUGCUUGCCAAGGCCGACAUCGACGACGGAGAGACUGCCAUCGUAAUGGAGGCGAUGCAACACAACCAUUCGGUGAGAUACCUCGACUUCAGCGACAACUCGAUCGGAGGGGGAUACGAAAAGACGCAGUUUUCGGGCGGUCCAACCACGGGCGGUGCUUCCAUAGCGCUCGCCCUCGGCGUGAACACCACGAUUCGACAUAUCAACCUCCGAUGGAACCUUCUUGGGUCAAAGGUAAACGAUGGACUGGUGUGUCUGGACCUAAGUUACAACGAGAUCUCCCCGACAGGCGCUCUCGUCAUCGCGCAAGCGCUGGAGAAUAAUGACCGCCUCGAAACCUUGCGCUUAGACGGCAACAGCAUCGGCUUUAACGGGGGUCGCACCCUCGUUCGAAGUCUAAACUACUGGACGCUGUCACGGACUCUAGGGCUGAAGAAUUGCAUGCUAGAAAGCCGGGCGAGGGUGGGGGACUGCUUCGACCCACUCUUUCCUACAGGAAAGUGA